Molecule: messenger RNA, 3856 nt
Organism: Bubalus bubalis (water buffalo)
Lineage: Eukaryota; Metazoa; Chordata; Mammalia; Artiodactyla; Bovidae
Product: zinc finger protein 883-like
Exons: 3
Coding region: 919-2646 (575 amino acids)
Biological process (GO): regulation of transcription by RNA polymerase II
Molecular function (GO): RNA polymerase II cis-regulatory region sequence-specific DNA binding; DNA-binding transcription factor activity, RNA polymerase II-specific
Source: RefSeq, a predicted model, not a curated record
CUCGGUCCUGUGGGAGCAUCAGGGUGGCGUGUAGGAAGUGCUCCAGGGGAUUCUAAGGGGAGGCCCGGGUUAAGGACGUGGCUCCUGGUCCAUUUGUGAGAGCUGAGGCCUGGCUUCAGUCCAAGCAGAGGCAACAAGUUCUGCUCUGCAUGAGCUUUAAAGGGGCAAGUCAGUGCAGCCCACACACCCCAUGUUAGCAGAAUUUGGGGGACUUUAUAUGAAGAAAGAAGAGUAGACAACAACGACAACAAAUUGAUAGAUUGGUCUCCACGGGGGAGCUGAUUGUCCUGAGUCUCUCCUGAGACAAAGGACAGGAGAGGUUGGCGUUUCCCGCUUUUCAAGGCCCUUCUGCCUGUGCGGGUGUUGGGAGCAGGCGAAGGAGCUGUGCUGGAGCCUCUGAAGGUGCAAUCUUAUGACGCUGAGGUGAUUCCUCCACAGUCUUGAUGCGAAAACGACCCAGGGCAGCAGGAAGAAGAGGAGGAAAUGGCAGCUUCUCAGGCCCCCUUUGGAGUAAAGGAAGAAUCCCGGUGCUAGGUGUGAAUGAAUGAAGCGGAUGACACAGCGAUAUUGUCUCAUGACACCCAGGGUUUGUUCCCAAAGAAGCCGUGCAUAGGCGAUUCAUGUGUAAUGUGCUCAGAAAUUCUGAGAGCUCUCAGCUUGGAAAUGUGUACUUAAUGAAAGACUGGGAAAGUAAGGGGGGCUGUGAAGGGCCAAAAGGAUGUUGUUUUAGAUGUAACCAAAUCGGGACAAUUAUUCAUGAUGAAAACAUGAUUGCCAAAAGAAAUUGAGGAUAUGCAUCAACUUGGGAAAAAUUCCAUUUGAAGUGAAUAAGUUCUGCAGAAAAAUAUGUUUUUGUAAGCAAGAACCUACAUGAUUUAAAAAAACAAAACAUAUUCUCUGGUGUGAAAUUUUGAAAACAUGGAAAGUCAUCUAGUCUAUGCUACAAAUAAUCACUCAACCCAGUAUGAAUAUAGGUUUGAAUUCAGCAGUCAGUCAUACAUGUCUGAGAGCCAGAGAUUUGAAAAUGAAGGAAGAAAAUCUCACUACGAUCAGUUUGAGAGAUCCUUUAGUGAAGGCUCAUUAUUUUCCCACCAAGAAACAUUUUCUCCCUAUUCCAAUAUCUGUAAUGUCAAUAAUAAUGAGACAGUCUUUAUCCAGCUGCCGUCAUUCAAUGGGUAUCAUAGUACAGAUAAUGCGGAACAGCCUUCCAUGUGUAAUCCCACGAGUGAGGCCUUAAGCGAGAGCUCCAGCUUCAAUAAUUACAACAGUAUUUAUGAUGGAGCCAGAAUCUACCCAUGCCUCGAACCUGGGAAUCACUUUGACCAAGACUCAGGUCUCAUGAAUCAUCAGAGAACUCUAUGUUCAGAGAACCAUAGUGAUGAAUGUAGAAAUGUCUUUUAUCAAAGCUCAAAUCUUAUUACAAAUGGGAAUAUACAUAUUGAAGAGAAUAAUUACAAAUUCAGUGAAUGUGGUCAAGUUUCUGACCAGUCAUCAGAACUUACUCAACAUCUGAGUAUUCAUGCUAAGGAGAAACAUUGCAAGUGGAAUAAAUGUGGGAAAGUCUUUCCUCAAUUAUCAAAUCUAAAUAGACACAGGAAAAUCCACACCGGAGGGAAACCUAACCAAUGUGCAGAAUGUGGCAAAACCUUCAGCAAGUCCUCAGGCCUUACUCAACAUCUCACUGUUCAUACUGCAGAGAAGACUUACAAAUGUACAGAAUGUGGCAAAGCCUUUAAUCAGAGCUCAAACCUUAAUCGACAUAGGCGAAUCCAUACUAGGGAGAAACCAUAUAAAUGUCAGAAUUGUGGGAAAGUCUUUAACCGAAAUGCAAGACUUAAUCAACAUCAGCGAAUCCAUACUGGGGAGAAACCAUACAAAUGUGAAGAAUGUGGCAAAGCUUUUAUCAGUUGCUCAAAUCUUAAUCAGCAUCAGAGAAUUCAUACUGGGGAGAAGCCUUAUAAAUGUACAGAAUGUAACAAAGCUUUUAAUCAGCACUCAAACCUUAUCCAUCAUCAGAGAAUUCAUACUGGGAAGAAAUUAUACAAAUGUACAGAAUGUGGCAAAGCCUUUACUCAGAGUUCAAACCUUAAUCAACAUCAGCGAAUCCAUACUGGGGAGAAACCAUACAAGUGUAAAGAGUGUGGCAAAGCUUUUAUCACUUGCUCCAAACUUACUGAGCAUCAGAGAAGUCAUACUGGGGAGAAGCCUUAUAAAUGUACAGAAUGUAACAAAGCCUUUAAUCAUCACUCAAACCUUACACGUCAUCAGAGAAUUCAUGCUGGGAAGAAACUAUACAAAUGUACAGAAUGUGGCAAAGCCUUUAAUCAAAACUCAACACUUACUCAACAUCAGCGAAUUCAUACAGGAGAGAAGCCUUAUAAAUGUACAGAAUGUGGCAAAGCCUUUAAUCAAAACUCAACACUUACUCAACAUCAGCGAAUUCAUACAGGAGAGAAGCCUUAUCAAUGUACAGAAUGUGGCAAAGCCUUUAAUCAAAACUCAACACUUACUCAACAUCAACGAAUUCAUACUGGAAAGAGGCCUUAUAAAUGUACAGAAUGUGGCAAAGCCUUUAAUCAGAGUUCAAACCUUAGUCGACAUAGACGAAUUCAUGCUGGGGAGAAACCAUACAAAUGUAAAGAAUGAGGCAAAGCUUUUAACUGCCACUCAAAUCUUACUUGCCAUCAAAUAAUUCACACUGCCAAGUAGUCUUACAAAUAUAAAUAAUAUGACAAAGCCUUGAAGUGAGCUCUCACCUCACUCAGCAUCAGAGAGCGUGUGCUGGAGAGAGACCCUACAAAUGUAGUAAGUGAUGAAAGAGGUUUGUCCUAAGCAUACACAUCAGAAAAUGCCAGAGAGUUCAUACUGGGAAGAACGCUUAAUGCUGUAAAAAAUGUACAAAAUGAAUUUAAAAACUCAGGUCUAAAUAAAUAUCAGAGAAUUCAUCAAAGAUAGCAUUCAGUCAAUAACCCUUUUCUGGUAUUACUUUAAAUCAGGAUAUUAUAGAAAAUAAUCCAAAGUUAAAACUCUUAGAAAAAUUAUUUGUUACUUGGACCAUAGGAUCAAGGCAAGAAAUGUUGGACAAUAUAAUUAUUAUCAUUGUAUCCUUAUUCAUAUUGACAGUAUGUGAAAAUGAACUUUAAUAUAACUCAACUUUCAAAUGACUACAUGCUAUACCUUUGUUUCUGUGUGUAUGUGAACUAAUAUGCUUUUUUAAAACUAAUAUUCUUGAUCUCUGCUGCCUCAAAGUUAAACAAAACCCUUCUAUAAUAGGUGGAAAUAAUUUUUAUCUACUUUUUCAUGUACUAUUAAGGAUCUUGUAAUGUGAAAUGUACAGUGGAAGUCUAAAUGAAGGUGAUGAUUGUCAUUGUUUAAAACAUCCCUCUGUGUCACCAUUAGGUAAAUGUUCAGAGAAUAAUUCUUUGUAUUAAAGUAAGACAGAGAGUCAAAAUUUUAAAUAGUUGUGCCAAUGGUUUUUAUGGAUAUAAAGAUGGCAGCUCACUGAAAUCCUGAUGUAUUUUUAUAACAGCGAUAACUACAAGUCAUGAAUUUUAGUUGACAUGGUAACAAUCAGGAAGUCUUCACAGAUACCCAAGAGAAAUACAUGUAACCUUUUCCUGAAAGGUCAUGUAAUUAAUGUACAUCCUUAUUUACUAAAUAAUAGCUCUCUGUUUUGUAAACCAUAAAUAUCACAUUUCUCUGACCACUGUAUCACAAGAACAAGAAUGUUUCCAAAUGCUUGUAAUCUGUAUUUUGAUCAAAGAUUUUAGAGUAAACUUUGGAAAGUUUUAUUUAGAUUAUGUGUGAACUUACUAUAUGUUAAUCAAUAAAAGUGAACGGCUUUUCAUAUAUUAAA